Anarrhichthys ocellatus (wolf-eel) is the source of this 2763-nucleotide messenger RNA. It is a transcript of the gene nif3l1, whose product is annotated as NIF3 NGG1 interacting factor 3-like 1 (S. cerevisiae). Gene Ontology annotation, cellular component: cytoplasm; mitochondrion. The transcript has 7 exons. The record is from RefSeq and is a predicted model, not a curated record. Bases 84 to 1376 code for a protein of 430 amino acids. NCBI's taxonomy places the organism in Eukaryota, Metazoa, Chordata, Actinopteri, Perciformes, Anarhichadidae.
CCGGAAAGGGACAUGCGAGUUCUCCAGUGAGUACACUCUCAUAGCUCUGGAGAAAUGUGUACGACAACAGAACGUCUCCACUGAUGUUGACCGGAUGUAGAAGCCUUUCUUGGACAUUGUUUUCACUCACCUACAGAAGACAUUGUACCAGGAGGAGCUUGACCUCACGGGCUGCUCUCUGCUCCUCAACAGUUCCAUCCAUCCCUCCAUCUCUCCUCUCAUCUCACAGUCACGGCUUCUUUACAAGCCAACAAACGUCGGUCCCCCAACACUCCUCUCUUCAGCUCUCUCCCACCCGCCGCUUCUCUCUUUCUGCUCACUGUUCGGGCCCGAUGGAGCUCAAAGAAGUUCUGGAGGUGUUGGAGCAGCUCGCCCCUCUGUCUCUGGCCGAGUCGUGGGAUAAUGUCGGCCUUCUGGUCGAGCCCAGCAAAUCUCGGCCCGUUAAAACCAUCCUGCUAACCAACGACCUUACGGAUGCCGUCAUGGACGAAGCAGAGGCCAUGAGCUGCGACCUCAUUAUCUCGUAUCACCCUCCGUUGUUUCGGCCAAUCAAGCGUCUGGUUCAGAAAGAUUGGAAGCAGAAGUUGGCCAUCCGGGCUGUGGAGGCCAGGAUAGCGAUCUUCUCCCCUCACACUUCGUGGGAUAGUGUUAAAGGGGGAGUGAACGACUGGCUGGUGGGGGGACUCGGUAGUGGGCAGGUGUCUGUGCUCAGUCAGGCCCUCGGUGGCGCCUCACAAAGUCACAAACUGGAGUUCACAGUCAAAAGCACAGAGGAACUAAACGGUGUUCUGGAGGAACUGAAGGCUUGUGACAGUGAAUCAACACUACAGCAUUCAGUCAGCAGACCAGACAACAAUGAGGUCCAUGUGAGCAUAACCUGCAGCGACUCAGCGCUGACACCGAGUGUCCAGACUCUGUUACGACACAAUGCCCCCAGCCUCUCCCUCAGCAUCCUCAAGUUAGAAAAGCCCCCUCUCCCGGGCCAUGGCCAAGGGCGGCUUAGUGUUUUGGAGCAGCCAGUCACGCUGGCAACAGCCAUCCAAAAAGUGAAGUCCCACUUGGGUUUGAGUCACCUCCGUUUGGCUCUGGGAUCUGGGCAGACGCUCGAGUCCUCUGUGUGUACUGUGGCUGUAUGUGCUGGAUCUGGAGCCUCUGUACUGGACGGAGUCAAGGCAGACCUCUACAUCACGGGCGAGAUGUCCCACCAUGAAGUGCUGGACGCCGUGGCGAAGGGAACCAACGUCCUCCUCAGUGAGCACAGCAACAGUGAGCGUGGGUUUCUGGCUGUGUUCAGGGAGAAGCUGGCUGUGCGUCUUCCGGACAGUGUAACGGUGGCGGUGUCGAAGGCUGACAGGGACCCUCUGGAGGUGGUCUGACCGCCCUGGAGCCACAGCUGCACCAGUUAGUUAGUUAGUUACUAACUGGUGGAUGCAUCUUCACUGUUUUGAUUGGAUAAAAUCCAAAAUACAAAAGCGCCUUACACUUUUUCUAAUGGAGCAGCUGAAAUGGACGUGUACGAUAUGAUUGCACCGGGCUCUUUAUGUAAAGCUAGCAGCCGUAAAAAGAGUAUUUCAAUAUAUCUGUACCUCAUGUAAUUAUGAAAAGUGCUUCCUUUACAUGUUACUCUUGUUAUCAUAAAUAAAAAUGGGUUCUGGUUGAUCAAAAACGGUUUGUAGGUUGGGUGAGACAUCAGCCCACAAAUGCACAAUGAGAGCUGAAUACAAAGCAUGUCACCUGAAUGCAUGCGUCUUCUGCAUGCAGCGGAUUUAUUUACGGACGACACACAGUGUUUUUUUUUUUAAUCCUAGUAAUCUGUGACAUCAAGUGUGCCCUUUGGUGGUGUGGAAAGAGAAUUUCAGCAUCCACAAAUGUUUCCCUAAAAGGAAGAGUGUUUGCAUCUGGCUCACAGAAACAGUAAUCCCAAUCCGAUUAAAAAGGCUUGUUGUUCCAUCGUAAACAUGCAUCGUGCAUCGACCACCCCCUGUCAUGCAGGAAGUGUUCAAACAGCAGGAACGUCUGAGCCAACAACAGAAAUUUAAAUACAAAUGCCUCUUAUGGUAUGUUCCUUUUUCUUUCAGUAACCUGACCUUUAGGCCUCAGUGAGCACACAAAGGUGCAUAUCAAACAACUUCGCAUGUACAUGUCAGAGAGCAGGCCUAUGGUAAUACUUAAUGCACUUCAAACCUGCCCCCACAAGAGCAAACAAACAAGUAACAGUCCCCAUCAUGGGCUGUUACCGAGUCUGGUGGCUGACACACCUGUCGGUUCGUAAAAACAUUAAGAGUCAUCGCACACACCUCGCCGCCCCCAUCAAGGUAAUGACCGCUCUCUCUCUCUCGGUGUGAUUCACACCUCCACUUCCCCUCAGACCUCACUAGCUUUUAUCUCCUCCAACACACAUAUACAUACACGCAGACACAAAUGGAGAAGGACAACACCAACUAGAACAACAUUUAUUCUUCACUCCUGUGAAGUGACUCCAGCUGUCAACUCUUCACUUUGACAGAAAUGUCUCUGAGCAGGUUGAUCUGAGAGCAUUUGAAGAAGAGUUCUCUUCUUCCUUUUCUGAAGUAUUGAUCCUGCUCACAUGAAAUCUCCCACACAGGCAAACAGUUUAUUCUGUUUGACCACUUUAGUUGCAAACGCUCUACUUAUGAUGUAACGGUAAUCCUCCGCUUAAGAGCAUCUAUCAUCCGUUGUCUUGUCCUCCAAAAAGCCUCAGCUUACCGUUUUUGCAUAUUAAAGUCUUUUAUGAAGACUUGU